This is a messenger RNA of Trypanosoma theileri, 1563 nucleotides long. RefSeq lists its product as uncharacterized. Gene Ontology annotation, biological process: transmembrane transport; metal ion transport. The coding region runs from base 1 to 1563 and encodes 520 amino acids. Gene Ontology annotation, cellular component: membrane. The record is from RefSeq and is a predicted model, not a curated record. Gene Ontology annotation, molecular function: metal ion transmembrane transporter activity. The transcript has a single exon. NCBI's taxonomy places the organism in Eukaryota, Euglenozoa, Kinetoplastea, Trypanosomatida, Trypanosomatidae.
AUGAAGAGCCGUCGUCGUCGUGCAGUUCCUAACGUUGAGGCCCCAUUUGCCUACGCACUCUUCGGUAGUGUUGACAUUCACGACGAAGAUUUCCUUAACUUCACUGGUGAAAAAACCACUACGCGCAAUGCUGAGAUCGUUGAAUUCCUGCGUAAUAAAAGUUUCGCACAUGGACGAGAUGCUGCCCCGAAACGGUCACCAUAUCUCCGUUUUCAGCAGCCACCUGAUGCUGAGAAUAUUGGUUUAAAUGAUUCUUCAAAGAAUAACAGUCUUGCAUACGUAGAGGAUGCCGCACAGCAUGUUUGGUUUAUUUCACAGCGUCAAGGUGGUGCCACGCCAUUUGCCCGUAAUUUUAUCACAUCCAAUCAGUUCCUUCAGUAUGCGGCGCAACACUCAUUGGAGUUUCCCACGCCUCCACAGGGAGGUUUAACUGCUGAAAAUGGAAAUACCGCAAGAGCGACACUUCCGAAUGGAGCAGCCAAAUGGGUGGAUAUCCAAACAACAGAUAAGAAACUUAUUGCUGAUAUUGUUUCCCGUUUUCCAGUUUCACAUGACACUAUUGACCAUUGUUGCUAUUUAGACAAUAUGGACAGUCUCCUUGCACACUCUGCACUCGGAUACUUCUUUUUUAACUUGAUGUGUACACCAAUCACUCCCGAAGAUGCUGAUAAUCGUUCAGGAGAGACAAAGAGUGUAAUGCAACGUCGUCUUGAUGCGGCUAUGGCAGAUCAACCGCGAUCUGCUGUCCCUGCUCCUGUAGCCGUAUCGGUUGUGGUCUUUCCAGAUUGGAUUAUUACAGUACAUGAGAAACCAUUUCAUGAAAUGGGUGAUUUGCUUAAAUUUUUACAUAUCAACUGUGGAAGUGCUGGUUCUGCCUCAACAAUGCGACGCUCAGUACAACCAUUAACAUCUCCUUUUAUUUUUUCCAGUUUAUUUCAAAUUGUUGUGGGGCAUCAAUUAGACAAUGUUUCAUUAACACUUACUUUGGAUCGCAUGGGAGACCAUGUAUUUAAGGUGGAAAAAGAAGCCCGACAACAGGAAGAAGUUGUACAACGUAUCGCUAAUGUACGACGCUGUUUUGGUGAAUGUGCAGCUGAGUUAACGAGACGUGAACAUAUUGUUUCAGUUUUGCUUCAACCACACAUGAUGGAUUCUUUUCUUACAAGCGAAAAAGUUGUUUGUCGUCAAUUGGAAAGUGCCAGAGCUCAUAUUCUUCGCUUAAGUGAUGAAGUAAACGAUUGUCGAGAUACAGUUGCCGUAACAAGUUGGUACCAUAAUGUUACACGCACGUGGAAAUUACUGCUGCGGGGUAACAAGGCACUGCGUCAGACGUUACUGCUUACGGAACUUACAAAUAUUAUGUAUCCCGUUAUCACCAUUCAGACGGUGUACGCGAUGAAUGUCCCUGUACCGUUUGAUAGUGAAGGUGAUCCACCGGUAGAAAACACCAAGGCGUUUUUUGUGGUAAUGGCAGUGUUGAUACUAUACCUGUUACUCUGUGGAAGGGCUGUGUAUACAUUGUUUGUUCGCAAGCGUUGGUCAACAAAGUUGCUAGCAGAGUGA